Molecule: messenger RNA, 870 nt
Organism: Fomitopsis serialis
Lineage: Eukaryota; Fungi; Basidiomycota; Agaricomycetes; Polyporales; Fomitopsidaceae
Exons: 1
Coding region: 1-675 (224 amino acids)
Source: RefSeq, a predicted model, not a curated record
AUGCUCGCCCAACGCUCCUUUCGCCCCCUUCCGCCCUCGCCGGCCCAGUCCAGCCCGCCGUCUCCGCGAGACCUUCUUCCUCUUUCCGCCAGUCGCGCGACUCCCCCGCGUCCUUUGCCCUCGCCCGCGACACUCACCCGAUCCCGUUCCUCCGCCAGCCUCACCAGAUGCCGCCCGCUCCCCGUCCCUCCCGGCGAAGUUGAUGCCCUCGCGCCUCUGCGCAGGCUCCCCAUCCCCUUCCUCGAAGACGCGUCUGGCGCCCGCUCUCCACCGCGGCCAACAAUCGACCCCUUCGCGAGCCCACCAAAGCCUGGUGUGCGUCCGCUGCCCACGCCCGUCAGCCCCAGCUCGGACUCGGCGUCCAGUCCUCCCUUCGCCCCGACGUCUUGGCGCCAAGCCUCCGCCCACGGCCGGCAGAGCACGGGCGCGUCGCGGGCGCUGAGUCUGGACGACGUCGAGUGUUUCGGAGUGCGUCCCAAGGACGGCGACGCGCUGACCCCCGGGCACAUCGCGAAGGCGAAGAGCCAGGACUUCCAGCACGACGACCGCGACCGCCUCCAGCGCCGCGUCUCCCGGAAGGCCGCCCUCGCGAUCAUCGCGCGGGACAAGAUUGAGCAGGAGGAGGCGUGGCGCGCCCUGGUGGCGAAGAAGGGCAACCAGCACGGCAGGCUCUAGCAGGACCGACACAUCGGACAGAGAGAAGGUACGUGCACGACCUGGUUUUCAACUACACGGUGAAUAGAACUUUGUCACAGGGAAAGAGUCGUCCGCAUCCGACGAGGGUGCUGACUUUCACCGGCAGACGUCGAGCUCCCUGCGUGAUCGUACGCUAGGCUCGCGUCGUGAGCGCAACUGGGGCUCCACAUCGCA